UGAUCACUUUUGAGGAACUUGAUGGCAGGCGGCGUUUCGCAGUGAAUGACAGCGGUUGCAUGUUCGCGUCCGGACGUGCGCGUGCGAGCGAGAUGUUCCACAAGUUUGCUUUGCGACUUUCGUCGGCUCGACUGGGGUAACGUCGACGUGAUUCAACACACAAAAAAGGAGGCGGAGGAUUUACAAGUGACACCCCAGUUGCACUUGGCAAUACCAAACUCCUACAGAAGAGAGCGCUUAGCUUCCCAAAAGAAUUCACCUUCAACGAAAAGAGUAAUCCAGUCAAAGUCACCAAGGAGAUAGGCGUUAGUCUCUUGACCAAUCUCAACAAAGUCUCCGAGUUGAGGAAACGAUUUGAAGGCAUUACCACGAGCGCGAGUGACUGGGAAAUGAACAGAAAGGAACGUAUUUCUCGGCGAUUGGAGGGCAUAGAUGGUGAGGGGCACCCGUCUCUUCUGCCUAAUUUGGUUGCCAACCGGCUUCUGGAAGAGGAUACACCACGAUACACGAGAGCCUCCGACUCCUGCGAGCCCUGUGGUGUUACAGUCCAAAAGUAUGGAAUGGAAGAGUUUGAAAAUCCAGAUAUGCCGCCAGUGGUUCCGCAGCAACAGUCCGGAACUAAAUACAAAUCCGAUCCCAAGACUUCCAAUCACAACGAUCAUGUCUACAGUUCAUCCUCAUCCACCAAGGGUGCUCCAGAGCUAGAGUCUAAGGCUGAGCGCAUUGCCCGCUACAAGGCGGAACGCCGUCGACAGCUAGCAGAGCGUUAUGGAAUCGCUUUGGACCAGGAGCCAGACACGGACUAUCCAUCUCGGUACACUCGUACUCUGAAAGAGCCUGAGGGCUCCGAAAGGCACAACAGAGCGGAGUUUGUUGCAGAUGAAGAGAGCGACAUCACGAUGAACUCCUACGCUUGCACCAGUAGCCCCAGGAGAGGCGGGCAAAGCGUGCCCCGGCACAGCCGUCCCGAGACUGACUUUGAAAGGAGUCGAGGCAGAGUAGACUCGUUCUCGGAGAGGGAGAGACUCAUGAAUCUGGAGAAUCAACGCAGGGCCGCUGCUCCUGAGCCAUCCACUUACAUGGAUGUUACAUCAUUGUCCUCUAGCGCGAGGGUGCCUGCCAAGGACUACACAACCACAGGCGUCCCACCCAGCUCACCCAAGAUGAGCAGACAUCCCUCUCUCCCCUCACCGAAACACGGGGCGUCACCUGGGGACCUCUUUAUUGAGCAGCAGGCCCACAACAUACUCAACAGACAUGGAAUUAGAGUUAGAGAGAGGCUUGCAAAGGACGAUGCUCCCAGAAGUGUUGCAGAGGCGGCGGCAUUCCGCAGACAAUUUCAGCAUCAGCCGUGCGUGCGGUACAACACAGAACCACCGAUUCCCCAGCAGAGCCACUCACACCCUCUCCGUCACCCACAUGCUCAGAUCUCUCAGUCUGGCCCACCAGCGGCAUCAGAUAUUCCCGGUUAUCCCAGUUAUCUGUCCAUGACUUCUGGUGCUCCGUCCAGAGCGGAGCAGCUUCCGGAUGAAGAAAGUGAGGAGACGGGCGGCAUUUUAACAGAGGGCCUCCUGCGUAGUAGGAAAGCAGUACUGCCGUCAGAGAUCCGCCGCAGGGAGAGGAGCACUGAGGACCCAUUUAGGGGAAUAGUAGAAGAUGAGAUGAGGAGCUCCAAAGCGCACAUUGAGGUUGAAGAUCCUGCAAGAAGAGGUCACAGAGGCAGAGCGAGAUGGGAAACUGCUGAGCUCUCCAGAAACAUGACGCACACAAGCCAUGACCAAGAAACCGGCGGUAGGUCCAGAGAGCUGGAAAAUGCCAUUUAUGUCCACAAAGGGGUGUCUGCAUCUCACAUCCGACCCAAGGCAGCGGACGCACGCCCAGGAGGAGGAUCCAUCCCUACUGCCGCAAAUCCUGGUGAUCGAGAGCAACGGCAAAGGAGCUCGCAUCGCCACAUGCGCCGUCCUCAGGAGCUCAAGACAAGUAACGCAGAGAGUCACCAGGACAGCCGUGUUUCAGUGGCCCAGCUCAGAAAUUCUUACAUGGAAAGCUCCACCACGCCUCCAAGCAGACGCAGAGCUGAACUGUCCCGUGUGAGCGCCGAGUUGACUUCCAAUGAAGCUGAUGAAGAGAAGCUCGAUGAACGGGCCAAGCUUAGCGUAGCGGCCAAGCGCUCUCUCUUCAGGGAACUGGAGAAAAACAUCGGGAGUGGAAAACCCCGGUCAAGGAAUGCCGCAGUGGACCGGAGGCUGAGGCGGACCCAGGACCGAUCCAGAACUCAGCCAGUCACCACUGAGGAGGUGGUCAUCGCCGCCACUCUGCAGGCGUCGUCGCAUCACAACGGCGUCGCCCGGGAACAAGCGCCAGAGACUCGGCAAGAGACUCACAACUGUAAAAUGGAGGAACACACCCAGGCCCAGGAAGAACCUGACCUCUGCACGCUCAGCUUGGCGGAGAAAAUGGCGCUGUUUAACCGGCUGGCUCAGCCCCCCGCCAGAGUCGCUAGAACCAGGGGGGACACUCGCCAGCGCAGGAACAACGCUCGCUACCAGACGCAACCCAUCACUCAGGGCGAUAUGGAGCAGCUUCAAAAUGGUGCAAGUUCUCGGUUUGAACCCCUCUCGUCAUCCAGCACGGGACGAGGAGGCGGCGGCACAGUGUCCACCGACCAUGCAGGAGACAUCCACUUGACUAGGGGGCCGUCUGUGGUUGAAAUCGCCCCCCUGAACGACGACAAGCCGCUGCCCCUUUCCCGCCUCGACAACCGAGCCCGGGGGCCCCACGGCCCCGUGGACGGCGAUGGGCAGCCUUAUCGGGUGUCGCAACACGCUGAGGAAGGAACAGAACCGGCAGGGGGGAAGAGGAGGCUGCCCUCUCCUGAGGGAGCAGUCAGCCAGGCUGCCCCGCCUCAGCCUCGCUCUGGAAGAGAGAGAAGGGAGGAAGAGGAGGAGCGGUGGGCAUCCGGGGGGAGGUUGGAUGAAAACCCGCACAACUCCGAUUGUCACAUGUCGCUAGAAUGGCAGGAAGAAAAGACUUAUCUGUGGGAGGAAGUGCACCGUGCAGCCUGCCAGAGGAGCCGAACAUUCAGUGAAGAGCUACCCGAGCCCACUUCGGUGAGGUCCAGGGCAGCAUCGGCUUCAUCCAGGGGCGCGUGCCAGGCUCCCGAGGCGGACGCCUACCGUGACGACGGGGAACUGACAAGCCGCCCGUUGCAAUCCGAACUGGAAGACGAGCUGUGCGACGCGAUGACGGCCAAACACAUGUCCAUCAAACAGAGGGUGGCGUUGUUGAGGAAAAGUGGCGAGGACGACUGGAGGAACCGGAUCAAUAAGAAGCAGGAUGCAGUGAAGGUUGCUGUGGGCGAGCAGCACGCUCACUUGUGGGAGGUGGAGGAGACCUUCAAGAAGAAGGGCGAUGAAGAACUGAUGAUUGAUGAUCUUGCCGUGUCUGACCAACUAUGGAGAAUCACUGAAGCCGCAAUGGAGUCCCAGAGGAUGGAGGCGCAGAUGUCCAUCCAGGAGAGGAAAGAGCAGAUCGAGGCUCAAGAGGAGGCCUGGAAGUCCAAAGGUCACGGCGCCGCCAACGAUUCCACCCAGUUCACUGUGGCCGCCCGCAUGCUGAAGAAAGGGUUGGCCUCGCCCGCUGCUCUGCAAUCUUCAUCACCAAAACCCAAGAACGGCAGCCUCGCCGUCUCCAAACCACAAGAUGACAUCCAGGCCGGACCGGAUCUGGACCUGGAGUCGGACAGGAAACUGGAAAAGCUCGAGUCGUUCCUCGGCAAGAUCAAUAGUAAAGCGGCGCUCCCAGAAGCUAGCGUGACGGUGACGGAGAAGAAGGUUACAGAAGUUAUGUCACUGGAAGAUGAGACUUUUUCCAAGUUCUACCGCCCGGUGGAGGAGCUGCCGACCAUCACCAGCAAGGUGGAGCUUGUUGACGACUUUGACGCCAUCUUCGGGCCGCAGGUUCCGACGCUGAUGUCGGACAUGGUGCAGCACAAGCGAGCGGUGCGCCCGACGCGUAACGUUCAAGCCUCUAAGAACCCUCUAAAGAUGCUCGCUGCCAGAGAGGACAUCAGACACGAGUACACUGAGCAGCGCCUCAACGUGGGCCUGCUCGAGAGCAGGAGGAUGAAGGCUGAGAAAAUGAACAAGAACUCCAGUUUGUCUGACGUUGCCUUGGCGGGUCUCGCCAGCAAAGAGAACUUCAGCAAUGUGAACCUGCGCAGCGUGAACAUCUCGGAGCAGAUGUCCAACAAUAGUGCAGUGCCCUACAAGAAACUGAUGCUCUUGCAGGUCAAAGGCCGCCGGCAUAUCCAGACCAGACUAGUGGAGCCAAGAGCGUCAUCGCUGAACAGCGGCGACUGUUUCCUCCUCAUCACUCCCCAUCACUGCUUCCUCUGGACGGGAGAGUUUGCCAACGUCAUCGAGAAGAACAAGGCUUCAGAGUUGGGCAACUUCAUCCAGAGCAAGAGAGAUCUGGGUUGUCGCGCCGACUGCGUCCAGGUCAUCGAGGAAGGCGUCAAUGCUCACAGCCACGCUGCCAAGGAGUUCUGGAAGAUCCUGGGAGGCCACUUGGGUUACCAGUCAGCGGGAACACCCGAUGAAGAUGAACUUUACGAGGCCGCCAUUGUGGAGACGAACUGUAUUUACCGUCUCAUCGACAAUAAACUGGUGCCGGAUGAUGAUUUUUGGGCCAAGAUACCUCGCUGUUCCUUGCUCAAACCAAAGGAGGUUCUGGUUUUUGACUUUGGCAGCGAGAUGUACAUUUGGCAUGGGAAGGAAGUGACGCUGGCUCAGAGGAAGGUGGCCUUCCAGCUGGCAAAACACCUGUGGAACGGAACUUUUGACUACACAAACUGCGACAUCAACCCGCUGGAUCCUGGAGAGUGCAACCCCCUCAUUCCCAAGAAGGGCCAGGGGCGUCCGGACUGGGCGGUGUUUGGCAGACUGACUCAUCACAACGAAACCACUCUGUUCAAAGAGAAGUUCUUGGACUGGAGUGAUUCCAGGAAAACCCCCAGCCCCACUAGAAAGAGCAGCAACCACAUCAAUAACCAAAAGGAGCAGCCCGCCCCAGAUCAGCCCCAAGCGUACGACGCCGCCCUCAUGAUGCCCCUCCAGCAGGCGCCCGUCUGCACCGUUGUGGACGGCUUGAAUGUCGGCCGGGGCUACGGUCUGGUGGAGGGGGACGACCGGCGCUGCUACGAGAUCACCACGCUUGCCGUGGAGGUGUGGCACAUCCUGGAGUUCGACUACAGCCGCCUGCCGCGCCAAAGCAUCGGCCAGUUCCACGAGGGGGAUACAUAUGUGGUCAAGUGGAAGUACAUGGUCAGCACGGCAGUUGGGAAACGCCAAAACCCGGAACAGCUGAAGACUGCGGGGCCCGGCAAAGAGAAAUGCUGCUACUUCUUUUGGCAGGGUCGCAACUCCACAGUCAGCGAGAAAGGAACAUCGGCGCUCAUGACGGUUGAGUUGGAUGAGGAAAGAGGAGCGCAGAUUCAAGUCCUGCAGGGAAAAGAACCCCCGUGUUUCCUGCAGUGCUUCAAAGGAAGGAUGAUCGUCCACGCGGGGAAGAGAGAAGAGGAGGAGGAAAACUCACAAAACGACUGGCGUCUGUACUGCGUGCGAGGGGAAGUGGAAGGGGAGAGCCACCUUGUGGAAGUGGUAUGCCACUGCAGCAGUCUGCGCUCCAGAGUCUGCAUGCUCCUGCUGAGCGUCAGCCAGUCCCUCAUCUACCUGUGGCACGGCUGCAAGUCUCAGGCGCACACGCGGGAGGUGGCGCACACCGCCGCCGGCGCCAUCAGAGACCACUGCCCCCUGGAGGCAGGCCUCCACAGCAGCAGCAAGGUGACCAUCCGUGAAUGCAACGAGGGAGCCGAACCGCCGGGAUUCUGGGAGGCCCUUGGCAGGAGGGACAGGAAAGCGUAUGACUGCAUGCUGCAAGACCCUGGCAGGUUCAACUUCACACCGCGUCUGUACCAGCUGAGCAGCAGUUCGGGGGACUUUGUAGCCGUAGAAUUUCUCUACCCGGCCAGAGACACCCGGAAGGUUAACGCCAUGCCCUUCCUGCAGGAGGACCUUUAUUCUACCUCCCAACCAGCUUUGUUCCUGGUGGAUAAUCACCACGAAGUGUACCUGUGGCAGGGUUGGUGGCCUCGGGACAGCGAGAGCACCGGCUCGGCCCGGAUGCGCUGGGACUCGGACCGGAAGUGUGCAAUGGAGACGGUGCUGCAGUACUGCGGAGAGAAGAAUCCGAAAAAGGCCCCCAAGGCGUAUCUGAUCCACGCCGGCCUGGAGCCCCUCACCUUCACCAACAUGUUCCCCAGUUGGGAGCACCGGGAGGACAUCGCUGAGAUCACCGAGCGGGAGGCCGAGGUGUGUAACCAGAUCAUCCUGGUGGAGGAUGUGUUAGCCAGACUAUGUCAGACCAUGUACCCUCUAGAAGAUCUCCUGGCCCGGCCGCUGCCCGAGGGCGUUGACCCCCUGCGGCUUGAGGUCUACCUCUCGGACCACGACUUCCAGAAAGGUUUGGAGAUGACGAGAGAAGACUACGCCAGUCUGCCCGUGUGGAAGCAGAUGAACUUGAAGAAAAGCAAAGGGCUUUUCUAAACGGACAGAAAUACCAGGAAAAGAAGCCUAACGGCGCUUUGCAUGCGGGUUGCGAGGCUCCGGAGCAGGCCUCUCCCGAGUCGCCCCUCUCACGGAGGUGACUUGGACAGGUGAAGAUGCGAUAUGUGCCAGCUUCUUAUUUGUCUUUCCGAGCUUGCGUUUGUAUAGUAAAAUGGCGUCAGGGGUGGGGUGGGAGGGGGACUAUUUUACAUUGCGCAUGUAUGUACAUAUGAUAUGUAGUAUUGAUGGGACACAGUCAGUGCCCUCACAUAUGUCAGCCUCUUGUCUACAUUUGACUUCUUUGCGCAAAGAAUUUAUAUUUAUAUUCAAGUAGGGCAAAAACAAAGCUAAUUAAAAUUCCAUGAAUAUGGAACAGUAUUGUUUAUUUUUCUUUUGUAAUCGUCUGUUGCUGUACAGGUAUAACUUUUUGCCAUUUAACCAUCCAAAUAAUGCAACUUUUACUAUGCCUUUUUCGUUUUUUUAAAUUAAUGAUUUGACUUGAUCUGUUUGCGAUAAUGAAAUGUACUUGAUUCCUAAAACCUACACUGUAGUGCCUUUCCUUUGUGUACAGUUUAUAUACAGAUCGCCUUUUGAGGACUUUUUGUGAGAAAUGACUAAUUGAAAUAAACCUUGGAUGUGGAAACGGA
Messenger RNA from Syngnathoides biaculeatus (alligator pipefish), 7252 nucleotides. RefSeq names its product supervillin a (gene svila). The record is from RefSeq and is a predicted model, not a curated record. Gene Ontology annotation, cellular component: cytoplasm; actin cytoskeleton. Gene Ontology annotation, biological process: cytoskeleton organization; actin filament severing; actin polymerization or depolymerization. NCBI's taxonomy places the organism in Eukaryota, Metazoa, Chordata, Actinopteri, Syngnathiformes, Syngnathidae. Bases 390 to 6605 code for a protein of 2071 amino acids. The transcript is spliced from 36 exons. Gene Ontology annotation, molecular function: phosphatidylinositol-4,5-bisphosphate binding; actin filament binding.